AUGAGUAACAUUUACAUCCAGGAGCCUCCCACGAACGGGAAGGUUUUAUUGAAAACUACAGCUGGAGAUAUUGAUAUAGAGUUGUGGUCAAAAGAAGCUCCUAAAGCAUGCAGAAAUUUCAUACAGCUUUGUUUGGAAGCAUAUUAUGACAACACCAUAUUUCACAGAGUUGUGCCUGGCUUUAUAGUCCAAGGGGGCGACCCCACCGGCACAGGGACUGGCGGAGAGUCUGUCUAUGGGGCCCCCUUCAAGGAUGAAUUCCACUCACGGUUGCGUUUUAAUCGGAGAGGACUGGUUGCCAUGGCAAAUGCUGGCCCUCACGAUAAUGGCAGCCAGUUUUUCUUUACCCUGGGUCGAGCUGAUGAACUUAACAAUAAGCACACCAUCUUUGGAAAGGUUACAGGGGAUACAGUAUAUAACAUGCUACGCCUGACAGAAGUAGACAUUGAUGAUGAAGAAAGACCACGAAAUCCACAUAAAAUAAGAAGUUGUGAGGUUUUAUUUAAUCCUUUUGAUGACAUCAUUCCAAGAGAAAUAAAAAAGCCAAAAAAAGAAAAACCAGAGGAGGAAGUGAAGAAAUUGAAACCCAAAGGCACAAAAAAUUUUAGUUUACUUUCCUUUGGAGAGGAAGCUGAGGAAGAAGAGGAGGAAGUGAAUCGAGUUAGUCAGAGCAUGAAGGGGAAAAGCAAAAGUAGUCAUGACUUGCUUAAGGAUGAUCCACAUCUCAGUUCUGUUCCAGCUGUUGAAAGUGGAAAAGGGGAUGCAGCAGAGGAUUCAGAUGAUGAUGGAGAAUAUGAAGGUGCAGAGCAUGAUGAAUAUGUUGAUGGUGAUGAGAAGAACCAGAUGAGAGAAAGAAUUGCAAAAAAGUUAAAAAAGGACACAAGUGAGAAUGUUAAGACAGCUGGAGAGAGUGAAGUGGAGAAGAAAUCAGUUAGCCGCAGUGAAGAACUCAGAAAAGAAGCAAGACAAUUAAAGCGGGAGCUCUUAGCAGCAAAACAGAAGAAAGUAGAAAAUUCCACAAAACAAGCAGAAAAAAGAAGUGAAGAGGAAGAGGCUGCUCCAGAUGGUGCUGUUGCAGAAUACAGACGAGAAAAGCAAAAAUAUGAAGCUUUGAGGAAGCAGCAGGCAAAGACAGGAACUUCCCGGGAAGACCAGACUCUUGCGCUGCUGAACCAGUUUAAAUCUAAACUCACUCAAGCAAUUGCUGAAACUCCUGAAAAUGACAUUUCUGAAACAGAAGUAGAAGAUGAUGAAGGAUGGAUGUCGCAUGUACUUCAGUUUGAGGAUAAAAGCAGAAAAGUGAAAGAUGCAAGCAUGCAAGACUCAGAUACAUUUGAAAUCUAUGAUCCUCGGAAUCCAGUGAAUAAAAGGAGAAGGGAAGAAAGCAAAAAGCUGAUGAGAGAGAAAAAAGAAAGAAGAUAA
This is a messenger RNA of Rangifer tarandus platyrhynchus (Svalbard reindeer), 1422 nucleotides long. NCBI's taxonomy places the organism in Eukaryota, Metazoa, Chordata, Mammalia, Artiodactyla, Cervidae. The record is from the annotation of a GenBank genome assembly.